Messenger RNA from Rosa chinensis, 792 nucleotides. Its product is annotated as histone H2A.Z-specific chaperone CHZ1-like. The coding region runs from base 1 to 792 and encodes 263 amino acids. Lineage: Eukaryota; Viridiplantae; Streptophyta; Magnoliopsida; Rosales; Rosaceae. The transcript is spliced from 2 exons. The record is from RefSeq and is a predicted model, not a curated record.
AUGAAGGACAUAAUAGACUCGUUGGAAGAAGCAACAACUCAAAAAAGUCUUUUGCAAAAAGAAAACCAGAAAACUCAAGACUUGUUGAAGAAGUUGACCGAAGAGAAUGAAAAGCUAGCAAGGCAGAAUGAUAGAUAUUGGGAGAUGUUGGACAAAGCCUUUGAGGAAGACAAUAUAGCAACAAGGAAGAUACAGAUCUUGCAGAACAAAUUGUUGAAGAAGUGGAAAGCUUUUACAACCAUUGAGAAGGAAAAAAAGAACUUGGAGGACGUCAUUGAGCAGCAGAGAGAAAUGAUACACAAUCUAGAAAAUGAAUUGCUGGAAAUGGAAAGAAAGCUACUCGAGAAGGAUAUGUUGGAUGCUCAAGAGGAUUUACGGAAAGAAGAUGUAGAAAAUAGUAAAAGUGAUGGUGAGGAUGGUAAAGAUGGAGAUGAUGGUGAAGAUGGUGGAGACGAUGAUGAAGACAAAGAAGAAAAACCUGAAGUGAGAACAACCAAAAAAAAGCACACAGCAGCAAGAAGAGAUAAAAGAGGCAGGUCUUCUCAGAAACAGGAAGCAAAGAAACAAUUAGGGAGAAGGGAAAGGGUGAAAAAAGCUGCUGCUGAAGAAGAACUUGAAGAAGAAGUUGCUGAUGAACAAGAAGAACCCACUAAAAAGAAGAAGAAAGGGAAGAAGCAAGCUGUAAAGAGAAAUUCAAUGGUGGAUCGAAUCAAGAACAAAAUAAGGAAGGCUACUGAAGACAAGGACUUCACGUAUACCACUAAAAGAACAAGGAGCGGCAAGAGGCAUUAG